GUCAUCUCUAUACCGUAAACCGGGAAUAAGUUUGAGUGUCGAACUGUUGAGGGCCUUUUGGCCUUUUUAAAAUGUUAGUUAGUGUUAAAGUUUGCACUUUCCUUGUGAUAUUUAUUUUUACUUUUGUUGUGGGUGAUGAGGAACCCUUAAGCUCUGCUAGAAUUAUUCGACCAAGAUGUAGCGUGGACAAAGAUUGCAAUCCAAAUGCUUUCUGUUUCGGAAAUGAUAACUACAUGCCAGGACAUUGUAAAUGUAAUGAUGGAUUUGAAAUGUUCACCGAAGGCAAAAGAUAUGAAUGCCUUGAAGAGCUACAGCUGGGACAACCAUGCAUGAAGAAUGUUCAGUGCCAAGUCACAGCAGGUGCCUUGGCUAUAUGUAGUGGUGAAGACACUCAGAAAUUUUGCUCUUGUAAUGAAACAGUUUCUCAUCGAGUGAAAAACCGCUGUUAUGAAACUAGAUAUUUGGACGAUUUUUGUCAAGUAGACGAGAACUGUUUGCUACCGGAUAGUCAGAUGGGGGAAGACAAAUUUGCUAUAUGCGCCUCAGUGUGCUCUUGCCCUAUUGGGAUGAAACCAUCGCAGAACAAGAAAAAAUGCCUCGAGUUCAAAAGAUUAGGCCAUAAGUGUGAAAAUGACAUUCAGUGUCAAUUAUUCACGGAAAACACCGUCUGUAGGGAGGUCUGCACGUGUGAAGCGGGUUUCGUCAGAUCUACGUAUCUUCAGACAUGCUUGAAAGCGGCCCUGAAAUUCGACGACCCAUGUACAGAGGACGCUCAAUGCUCUGCCCAUUUGGAGGAGUCAAUUUGCGUGAAAAAUAGAUGUUCUUGUCCAGCAAACUACCACGGCUAUCUGGUCAGAUGCAGAGCAAAUGCUUUGCCUGGAAAUGCUUGUUUCGACACCGGCGACUGUCUCAUCUUCAAGGAGCUCAAAGACAAAGUAGAGUGUAGAAGGGGAGUUUGCUCUUGUGUUUACGGGAAAUCCUACGAUGAGCACAUUUGUCUAUCAGGCAAAUCCUCUACGAAUUUAGGUGAUGACAAUGUUUUGAUAGCUAGUAUUUUAUUAGUUUCGAUCAUGAAAGUUUUUAUUUAUUGAUUUAUGUUAGAUAAAUUUGUAUUUGUCCUCAUUUUGUGGUGAAAUUUAUUUCGAAUAUUUUUAAGAAUGUGUAUACUCAUUGAAGUAAUGAUAUUAUUGCA
Molecule: messenger RNA, 1192 nt
Organism: Coccinella septempunctata (seven-spotted ladybird)
Lineage: Eukaryota; Metazoa; Arthropoda; Insecta; Coleoptera; Coccinellidae
Product: cell death abnormality protein 1-like
Exons: 5
Coding region: 72-1091 (339 amino acids)
Source: RefSeq, a predicted model, not a curated record